This is a messenger RNA of Ricinus communis (castor bean), 935 nucleotides long. RefSeq lists its product as uncharacterized. The coding region runs from base 204 to 788 and encodes 194 amino acids. The record is from RefSeq and is a predicted model, not a curated record. NCBI's taxonomy places the organism in Eukaryota, Viridiplantae, Streptophyta, Magnoliopsida, Malpighiales, Euphorbiaceae. The transcript has a single exon.
CUCAACAAAUAAGCAUCUUCUGCAGUCGAUUCUCGGCAUCUAAAAUCAGAUCCUUCACCCCGCUUGCUUGAUCCAACGGCUGACAGUCAUUCUCGCAUCCUCUUAAAGACCACCCACCAACAAAAACUUAUCACGAGGUCACCGGGUCAUAAACAUAAACACAAAAACAAAUCUUUGAUACACACGAGACGAGUGGUUAAAACAUGAACGUCUUAGAUUCUCGGCUGGAAGCUUUGGCUUUCAAUUAUGUGAGCUUUGGGAUCUUUACAGUGGUGAACAAUCUGUGGACAUGGGUGGCUCUUCUCACUGCAGCUGUCAGCUUCUGGAGAAUCAAAACUGCUGGUCUCAAAUCGGAGCAGCCACGAGUACUGUCUUCAGCUAUUUGCAUUGACACGCAUAAUAAUAACGACGAGGCUCGGCCUGAAACAUCGCAACCGGAGUCACCACCUUCCCCAACUCUUUCAUUUUCAGAUACUGCUUCAUCUUCGUCUUUGUCUUCGAGACUAUCCAUUUUCGAAAAUGACGGUGUUUCUAAAGGGAAGUUUGUAAUGUAUUAUGCAGGUGAUAGAGAAAGUGAUGGAAAUUGUGACGGUGAUGGGUGCACGGUGGUCGGAGUGUGGGGUUGCGGUGGGUCUGAAGAGUGGCCGGAGAGAAUAGUGUUAAGGACUAGAAUGAGUGAGAUGGGAUGGUACAGGAAUCAGGACUUGACGGUGUUUAACGGUAACGUUGUUAGAUUAUGGGAUGAGGUUAGGAAUGGGAACUGUAGCUCAGGCUGUGCUGUUUGGUAAUGGUUAGGUGGGGGGUUAGAGUAUAAUUUAGAAGCUUAUUUAGCUUCUUGAUUAAAGUUUUUCUUUUUCCCAAAAUGUAAAUAUAUUUGUGGGUUAGAGAAACCUUUUGAAACAAAGGAAUAAUAGUCUGUUCUAUGUUUCUAUUAA